Helobdella robusta is the source of this 3699-nucleotide messenger RNA. RefSeq lists its product as hypothetical. Bases 334 to 3339 code for a protein of 1001 amino acids. The transcript is spliced from 22 exons. Lineage: Eukaryota; Metazoa; Annelida; Clitellata; Rhynchobdellida; Glossiphoniidae. The record is from RefSeq and is a predicted model, not a curated record. Gene Ontology annotation, molecular function: ubiquitin-protein transferase activity.
UAUUCCCUGAAAGGACACCUAACCUCCAUCAGCUACCUUGCGUUUUCGUCGUGUGGAUGGUUUCUGGGCACAGGCUGCAGCCGGGGGUGGCUGAACCUCUGGUCGCCGCAGAAUGGCACACUGCUUCACACCUGGACAGGAAGUGGAUCGGUGGCCGGAUUGUCUUGGUCACGUGAUCAAAAACUCGCUUUCAUCUUUUCUAAGUCACCGAACUUGAUAGUGGCAGAGGGCAUAGAUGAGCACGCAGCCAGGAACCUGGUAUUUGCCUCCUGCAGGUCUCAUCUCAAGGCGAGACACAUCAGCGUCGGCUGCAGGCGAACACCGUUCCUCUCAAUGCUACUUCGCAGUUUGCCUGAUAUCUUGCAAAGCCAGUAUGCGUACGAAAAGAAUCACGUGAUGUCCGGCAACCAAUUGCUUCACAGCAACUACUUGCGCUGCCUUGCAACUUGGGCUGUUGAGAUGAAGUUGCUUGAGUUGUUAUAUUCAUCUAGUCAUCCUCUUCUCUUCAUUGGUUGGUUGGUCGGUUGGUCAAUUGGUUGUGAGUGGGAGUGGUUGUUCAACUUGGGGUCCAUGCUUGCAGGUGCAAAGUCCCUCAUCUGCAGGUCCCUCUUUCCUGGCACCGACAGUAUCAACGUUCUUUCAAGGGACAACUCAAAAUGGACGAGCGAAAUGGAUGGUGAGAUCAUGCAAUGGAUCGCCUCGAGACCAUACGACUGGAAGAUGGAGAGCAAGUGUGAUGCUUUCAUGUGGGGCACGUGCAGGUUCAGCCCCCUCUCCACAGCCUCCACACCUUCACCCCCCGCUUCCAUCGAAUCACUAGCUAAGGCCGCUCAGAUAGCUUGUGGUCAGAACUGCACAUUCCUCGUGCAAAGCGAUGGAUUGGUGCUGGCGUCUGGUGAGGGAAGUUAUGGCAGACUGGGCCAGGGUAACUCGGAUGACCUGCCUGUGCUCACUUUGAUUUCAAGUUUACAAGGUUAUGUCAUCACAUCUGUGGUCACUUCCGUUGGAUCGGAUGGUCACUCCAUGGCUCUCACUGAUACUGGAGAAGUCUUCUCCUGGGGGGAUGGUGAUUACGGCAAGUUGGGUCAUGGGAACAGCGACAGACAGCGUAGACCGAAAUUAAUUGAGGCACUCCAGGGAGAAGAAGUCAUCCAGGUAAGUGUGGGUUACAAACACAGUGCUGUUGUGACGAGUGAUGGCAAGUUGCUAACGUUUGGUAACGGCGAUUAUGGCAGACUGGGACAUGGAUCAACGAGCAAUAAAAAAAUUCCGGAGCGAGUGCAGUUCCUUCAAAAUUUUAAGAUUUCUCAUGUUUCAUGUGGGCUGAACCACACCUUGUGUGUGUCAACUGAAAGUAAUUAUGUUUUUGCGUUCGGGGAUAACGAUCACGGGAAGUUGGGGUUGGGUCACGUGACUAACAAGAGCGUGCCCACCUUGAUUGAGGAGAUUGUGGGCUGCGGAGUGGUCAAAGUGGCCUGUGGAUCGCAGUUCAGCGUGGCACUCACCAAGAAUGGAGAAGUCUUAACGUGGGGACAAGAUAAGUUCACGGGCCAGCCAGCAGAAGCAGGUUCAAAGUCGUUAUCCUUUUUCCUGAGACCCCAACAACUAUGCAAUCUGCCCCCAAUAAAAGAUGUGUCGGUCGGCUCGGAACACACGUUAGCCCUCAGCAGGAGUGGGGUUGUGUUUGGCUGGGGCAACAAUUCAGAUGGCCAGGUGGGCAUCAGCGGCAACUCGCAUGUGCUGGAACCCACCAUCAUUCCUGGCUUGCCAGAUGCUCUGCAACAGAUCUCAGCGGGGAGGACGCACUCGUGUGCAUGGACUACCCCUGCCGCCCACCAGCACACCUACACUUCCUACAACAAGUUGGAGUCCUUGUGUUAUGUCGGCUGUCCAUCGCACGUUCCAUCCCUCUAUGGCUCCAUCAAAGAUUUGCCCGUUCAAAUAGUUUUUGACCGGUUCAAAGUCAUCAAUUUUUUCUCAAAUCUUGUGUCCACUUCCUGGAGAUUUCUCAAUCUCUCCUUCAAUCAGCGUCUGCUGCAUCUUGGAUGUGAACCCAACUGCAUGCUCCACUCUUCGAUUCGCAAGCUGCUGAUGCCUCGUGUUCACAUCAAACCCUUGCACAGAAACCUGGGCAGGACCAUGGUUCAAGGAAAAAAUUUCGGACCUAUCAUAACUGUUAAGAGAAUUUCAACAAAGGGAAAGACGAACAGGAUGAUUUAUAAGCAAGUCAGCCAACAGGUUUUACUUUUAAACCCCGCUGAUUUGAGGCUGCCAGCUCGCGCCUGGAAGGUGCAGUUAAUUGGAGAGGGUGCAGAUGAUGCGGGUGGGGUUUUUGACGACACCAUCACACAAAUUUGUGAGGAGUUGAAGAGUGGAGUCGUUCCUCUUCUCAUUCCAACGCCAAACUCAAAAAGCGACGAAGGCUACAACAAAGACAAAUAUUUGUUGAACCCUUCGUUGACCUCCGUGGACUGGCUCUCUCAAUAUAAAUUUCUGGGAAUCCUUAUUGGAGUGGCCAUUAGAACGAAGAAGCCCCUUGAUCUUCCACUUGCACCUAUCGUGUGGAAGGCGCUGUGUGGCUUGCCGCUGACUGCUCAAGAUAUUGAAGAGGUUGAUGUAUACUUCGUGCAAGGGUUGAAGUUCAUUAACGACUUUGAGGAAAAGGAUAUCAGCCAAGAAGCAUUUGUUACCUAUACAGCUCUUGAAACCUUUGUGUGUUUAAAUUCACUAAAUGAAUUUGUACCUGUGGUGCCCGGAGGCCAAUCCAUAGCACUGACCUACCACAACAAAAAAAUCUACACCCAACAAGCUAUGCAUUUCAGAUUGCAUGAAAUAGAUCUGCAGGUACGUGCAGUGAGGGAUGGCAUAUCGUCAAUUGUGGCACUGCCUCUUCUCUCUUUAUUGACGCCAGAAAAUCUGGAACAGCUAGUAUGCGGAAUGACGCACGUACCUGUUGAACUCCUCAAAAAGAUCGCGAGAUACAGAGACAUAGACGAAAAUAGUAACUUGGUUCUCUGGUUUUGGGAAACCUUAGAGGAGUUCAGUGAAGAAGAGAAAGUGUUAUUUAUGAGAUUUGUCUCGGGAAGGAGCAGGCUCCCUACAAACCCAGCCGACAUCAGUCAGCGAUUUCAAAUCCUCAAAUCUGAAAGAUCCAGUGACAGCUUGCCAACAGCUCAGACAUGCUUUUUCCAGUUGAAACUUCCAUUUUACACAAGCAAAACAAUGCUCCAAGAAAAGUUGAGGUAUGCCAUCAACAAUUGUAAAUCUAUCGAUACAGACAACUACAUGUUGGCAAGAAAUACUGCAGAUAACAAUCUCAUGUCGGAUGAUGAAAGUUAAACAUCUACCACAAUUUCUAACGAAAAAUAAUUCAUUCUCAAUGAGUUCUUGCUCGUGAGUAUUUAUAGAGAAUUGAUUAACUUAAUAAGUAAUCCUUACUUUUUUUUAUAUGAAAAAGCAUUGUCCACGUUUUACGUAAUAUCUAUACAAGGUUGAAUCAGUUUAUUUUAAAUACUUAUUUGAAACGAAUCAACUCGUGUAUAUGUUGGAGUCAAAUUGUACAGGUAAAAUCACUUUGUGGACCAAUUAUUGAAAUUAUCAAAAUAAGCUUGUGGAAAUUUUUUAAAUAACAUUUUUUUAAAUAACAUUUUUACGUGGUUUGCUUCUAGUCAAAAUAAAUUGUAUAAACAUUUGUUAGAA